UGCAUUGGCUAACUGGAACUUCUGACUCCCUUACUUCCUUGGUCAGUCUAAGGCUGGUGGAGCCCAGGAAUCCCAGCCCCAGGAGGGACCUGCCCAUCAACUUUAACCAUUAUGCCACAAAGAAGAGUGUUUCGGAGAGCAUGCUGGACGUGGCCCUCUUCAUGUCCAACGCCACUCGACUGAAGGCCGUUCUGGAACAGGAACCACCCUCCCCCUACUACACAGUCCUGGUCACCUUCCUCAGCAUCUCUCUCCUCUUGCAGGUGGUCAUUGGGAUCCUCCUCAUCAUAACUGCCCGAGUGAAUUUGAAUGAGGUGUCAAAGCAACAGUGGCUGAACCAGCUCAACAACGCAACCAUGGUCAUGGUCUUCAUAACCGUCAUCAUCAACAUUUUCAUCACGGCCUUUGGGGUGCAGAAGAUGGGGCAACCCUGGCCCACACCCAGGCCUCAGUGAAUCCAGCCUGGGGCUUAGGUGAGGACCCUGGAGCUCCUUCUGCUUCCCUUCCCUUUGACUUCUGCCAGCCAUGAGGACCUCUGCCUGGCUCAGUGGGCCUUUCCCACAGCACCUGGGAAGGCUCCCAACAUAGUAGCGUUAAUCCCCAAUACAAACUCAAAUGCUGAAGCUAUCUGGUUCUGUUGGUCAAAGUGAACUCUAUACUGGUAGCUGUGCCUGCCUUG
This is a messenger RNA of Trichosurus vulpecula (common brushtail), 679 nucleotides long. RefSeq names its product ninjurin 2 (gene NINJ2). The transcript is spliced from 4 exons. Gene Ontology annotation, cellular component: membrane. The record is from RefSeq and is a predicted model, not a curated record. NCBI's taxonomy places the organism in Eukaryota, Metazoa, Chordata, Mammalia, Diprotodontia, Phalangeridae. The coding region runs from base 141 to 455 and encodes 104 amino acids. Gene Ontology annotation, biological process: cell adhesion; tissue regeneration.